AUAUUAAUUUUUCAGAAGCCCGGGAACAUAUCUUAUCGAUGACGAGCACCUCCCUCGUCAGUUUUUUUCCCCGCCCUUCAAUCCCAGAACAAUGCUCUUCAUGUACUUCUUCGAACCAGAAUCGCGCACUUUUCCCCUUCGCCUCAAGAAAGGAUUCGAGGAAUUCUAUCAGAACCCUUUGUAGUACUUUUCAACAAGAGCCUCUCGUCGUGUCCUCCGAUAAUCUCCCUUUCCAUGGUUCUUUUGUCAAGCCUAUUCAGGAAGUAGAAGGAACCAAAGAUGCUGAUGAGCUCAUCCAUGGCGUCUCCACCACUGAACCAAAGCCUAAAUCGCAGUUAUCGAGUAGGGUUAAAAAGAAGGCACAAGAAGACGGGGAUAGCCUCGAGAGUAGGUUUAAGCUGCGAAAUGGAAGGGAGAUUUUUGAAGAACAAGCCUACCUCGUUGGCUUAGAGCGGAAAGGAGAUGUUGGCCAACUUUUUAGCAUAGACGAAUCUCUGAAAGAACUGGCACAGUUAGCUGACACUGCUGGACUAAAGGUCGUUGGUUCAACAUAUCAAAAACUAGCUUCUCCAAACCCAAGGACUUACAUCGGAUCUGGCAAAGUUGCAGAAAUCAAGAGUGCAAUUCAUGCAUUAGGUAUAGAGACUGUGAUAUUUGAUGAUGAGCUUUCAGCUGGGCAACUGAGAAACCUGGAAAAAUCAUUUGGUGGAGAUGUUAGAGUUUGUGAUCGUACUGCCCUAAUCCUGGAUAUCUUCAAUCAGAGAGCAGCAACACAUGAGGCAUCUCUACAGGUGGCAUUGGCACAAAUGGAAUACCAGUUACCACGACUUACAAAGAUGUGGACCCACCUUGAGCGUCAAGCAGGAGGGCAGGUGAAAGGUAUGGGUGAGAAGCAAAUUGAAGUGGAUAAGCGUAUCUUACGAACGCAAAUUGGUGUUCUCCGGAAGGAAUUAGAGUCUGUUAGGAUGCAUCGAAAACAGUACAGAAGCCGGCGCUUUUCUGUACCUGUCCCGGUAGUUUCUUUGGUUGGAUAUACAAAUGCUGGAAAGAGUACGCUCUUGAAUCAGUUGACUGGAGCUGAAGUCCUUGCAGAGGAUCGAUUGUUUGCAACCCUUGAUCCAACUACAAGAAGGGUUCAGAUGAAGAAUGGGAACGAGUUUCUACUCACUGAUACUGUUGGUUUCAUCCAAAAGUUACCGACUAUGCUGGUUGCUGCAUUCAGAGCAACACUAGAGGAGAUAUCAGAAUCAUCAUUGCUGGUUCACGUGGUGGACAUCAGCCAUCCGCUGGCUGAGCAACAGAUAGAAGCUGUGGAUAAAGUUCUUUCAGAAUUGGAUGUGUCAUCAAUUCCGAAGUUGAUGGUUUGGAACAAGGUUGACAAGGUUAGUGAUCCUCAACAUAUUAGACUGGAAGCAGAGAAGAGAGGAGACGUUGUUUGUGUAUCUGCCCUGAGUGGUGAUGGCUUGGACGAAUUUUGUAAUGCAGUUCAGGGAAAAUUGAAGGACUCGAUGGUUUGGGUAGAAGCGUUGAUCCCAUUUGAUCGAGGUGAGCUCCUGAGCACUGUGCAUCAGGUUGGAGUGGUAGAGAAAACUGAAUACACGGAGAACGGAACACUGGUCCAGGCAUACGUUCCCCUCAGGUUCUCAAGGCUGCUUACACCAAUGAGACAGCUAUGUAUAUCCUGACCUCAGCUUGCCAAAUUUUAUCAUUUCUACUUCUACAAUCUAUUUUUAUUCAGUUUCCCAUGGAAAAAUAUAUAUCUGAUGCUUUGUUCAGACGACACGGAAAGCAACUCCUGUUUUCUCUAAUCGUGUAAAAACAUGGAUCCCUUACCAUGAGAUUGUAAAUAUUAGAUGUCCUAAAUUGUUAAUGGGCGUGGAAUGCCUUCUUCU
Cucurbita moschata (crookneck pumpkin) is the source of this 1892-nucleotide messenger RNA. Its product is annotated as GTPase HflX. The transcript has 13 exons. The coding region runs from base 39 to 1685 and encodes 548 amino acids. NCBI's taxonomy places the organism in Eukaryota, Viridiplantae, Streptophyta, Magnoliopsida, Cucurbitales, Cucurbitaceae. Gene Ontology annotation, molecular function: GTP binding; ribosome binding. The record is from RefSeq and is a predicted model, not a curated record. Gene Ontology annotation, cellular component: cytoplasm.